AUAGCAAUAUAAUCGAUGCUGGAGAGCGCUUGUUGCACGACGCGCGGUUGAUAGUGCUGACACCUACCGGCCAGUUUGUCUACAUCAGCAACGCGUCGUGGCGCGUGCAAACAGUCGUCUGUUCGUGGAGGCAGGUGGAUAAAUAGGAGCACCAUCAGAGAACGACUCCCUCUCGUGGUGGCAAGGAGUAAACCCAACUGUCCGAAUAAUGUGAACUGAACAAUGGUGGACGCAGAACAUCGCAAUAGGAUAGUAUUCCUGGGAGCCGGAGGGGUUGGCAAGACCUCCAUCUUGAAAAGGUUCCUCAAUGGGGAAUACUCCGAUACCUACGAAGAAACGGUGGAGGACCUUUAUCCAGCAGAAUAUGACGUCAGAGACACCCAUCUAUUGGUGGAUUUUCUGGAUACGGCGGGAAACAUCGCGUUCCCAGCAAUGCGCAGACUCUCGAUAGCCAACGCUCAGGCCUUCGUUCUUGUGUUCUCCAUUACGGACAUUUCAACAUUCGAGGAAGUGAAACAACUGUGGGAGCAAAUUAAAGAAGUGAGGACCACCUAUGAAACCAUUCCUUGUGUUAUUGUCGGCAACAAGUUGGACCUUGAGAACAACCGGCAGGUGGAGAAGUUCGACGCCUUAAAUUGGGCGUACAGUGACAACCUCGGCAGUGCUUUUGUGGAGGUGUCCGCCAAAGAUGACGACUCCAUUAAGGAUAUUUUCAAAAUGCUUUUGGAUCAGCUAAAGACUCCGCGCUCGAAAUAUCCGAACAAGUUCAUGAUCCGGCGAUCCAGUACAAAUUCUAUCGAGCCUGGGGUUCACGAGGAAACAGAGACCGAUGAUCUCAAGAUGCAACGAAGUCGUAGCCUUAUUCGACGGGGAAGCAAGCCAAAAAUGAAGCGGUCCUCCCGUGGAAACAAAAAUGAUUGCUCUGCAUCUUAGUGUCUGCAGCAAUGCACCAUUCACUACCUUUAUUGAUGCAGUAGAUGGGAAAUGGUAGUACCCCCAUAAUCAGCGGCGAAACAUUCCAUUCUUUGUCCGAGCUCUGACUUAACUGUGUAUAGAACUGUGUUCGUAUGGAUAAUUUUCUCGUUUUCAAAUGUACUGGUGUUUUUUUUUUUUUUUUUUUUGUUUUGUUAUUUUCACUGUGCAAGGAUCAUGAACGCUGCGUUCAUUUUUUAAAUGUAUUUUGUAUAAUCGAUGUGACUUUAUGUAUUUCAAAAGGUUAAUUACACAAUUUACUUCUUUAUACGGAUUUGUAACAAUUUUAAACUUGCCAAAUUAAAUUAUUGGUUCAUCUGGGAAUGGUUGCAUGAUUUCAGCAAAUACAUGUACUAGUACUUUAGGGCAAAGUUUCACGUGACACGUAUUAAUGUGGACACACUCAACAAAUAUUGCUUGUAUCCAACACCGGCUUACUAUUGCGUCGGGGUAUUUUGGUAGAUGCCUUUCAAAUGUCUAGUCUACCUUUAUUGGCGUUUUAUAUUUUGACAGUUAAUCAGUUCAUAACCUAGAGAUCUUGCUUUGUUAAAUGAUGGCCUAUAUUUUAAGCAUUUUAUUAUCAACCUGAAGUUAAAAUUUAAGUGUGCGCCAGAACCCCAUACAUGCAUUUACUAUAUUUAGCAGAAACUAAUAAACAAACGAAAAUAGGCACACAUAAUUUGCACAUGUAUGUUUAUGCAUGACAUUUAGCAAUGUAUUUGUUAUAGCGGAAACUUUCCCGCCAAAAAAGAUAAAAACGGUAAAAGAAUACAUACACAGCAAAAUGCAAUUCGGUAAAUAAAGGCCCUACGAAGCUCAUGAUGGACAAGGAUAUGGGUCGAACUUUAAUGCUAACCUUCGCACCAACGAUUCCUUUCAAAAUCUGUCAUUAUUUCUUGAAACUGCGAGUAAAUCUUAUUUUAGUUACAAAAGCAAGUAGAAUCAAGAUGGAAUCACAGUUUUGUUCUUACUGCUAAAGCUCAACAUUUGGCUUUGCAUUUAAUAAUAGAAUAAGCAUCUUAAUUUUUAAACUCUACAAUAUCUAAGAGUCACCAUUUAACAGGCUUUGAACCGAGGAAACAAAAUAAUUUGGACUCAACACCAACGCAUCUAGCUAUACCCCGGCCCCGUAAUAAUGAAAAGGAAAAUGUUUUGUAUUUAAUCCUCAAUGUCUAUGGUUAAAAAAAACUACUAAACUUUUAACACAUUCUUUAAUAGAUUUGAUAUAUGCUAAAUACACAGUUUGGUGUUUAGUUUUCCUCACAUUUUACAUAUUAAGAAGGAUUCAACCCAACGUUUAUUAAACAGAGGUUUUCUAGCAAGUUUCCUUCUACAUAUAUUUAUGUAAAUAUCACUUUUGCACGGUGAAAAAGUAGAAAAAAUAUCAAGUUCACCAUAUAAAUAUCUACAGUUUUUGUCAUCAACAUUUUGUGGAAAUUGAGUAUAUAUACUGGUAUAUAUAAACACAUCUAAUGAUUUAUUUACUUGUUUAUUCAUCAGUUAUCUUGGUAUUGUUGUGUGCUUCACAUCUCAAACAGAAUCUUUUUUAUAUUGGAUUUUCAGGCCUUUGCAGUCUGACAUUGAUUUUGGUGAAGUAUAAUAUAAUAAUUCAAUAUUUAUAUCAGACACUGUAUAAUAGUUAAGUGAAUAGAAAAUGAUAUCUAAAAUAAAUAAAAUAGCAAUGAGGAUGAAUAAUAAAUGAAAUUCAAUGCUAAGUUCUGGGUCCCUGGUAUGAUACAACUGGUUGUGAAACUUACAUAAGAUCAAUAGAGACGAAAUCAACAAGUCAGCUGAUGAUGAGAAGGACUGGUUGCUUUUUUU
This is a messenger RNA of Magallana angulata, 2793 nucleotides long. RefSeq names its product ras-related protein Rap-1b-like. Lineage: Eukaryota; Metazoa; Mollusca; Bivalvia; Ostreida; Ostreidae. Gene Ontology annotation, molecular function: GTP binding; GTPase activity. The transcript is spliced from 2 exons. Bases 223 to 933 code for a protein of 236 amino acids. The record is from RefSeq and is a predicted model, not a curated record.